This is a messenger RNA of Penicillium angulare, 1764 nucleotides long. Its product is annotated as putative pathogenicity factor. Bases 1 to 1764 code for a protein of 587 amino acids. The transcript has a single exon. NCBI's taxonomy places the organism in Eukaryota, Fungi, Ascomycota, Eurotiomycetes, Eurotiales, Aspergillaceae. The record is from RefSeq and is a predicted model, not a curated record.
AUGAAUUCCAAAGAACGAUGGUCAAUAUCUUCGAAUAGCUCUGGUGCAGGUCCAGAGUCUCUAUGGGAGGAGCAAUCUAGCAUGUCUCGUACUAGAGACUCGUUGGAAGAGAGAGUCCUUCUUCCAGGGUGCCAUCAUAAUAACAAUCUUUCUCCCUUGAACACACCUCCAUCCUCCAUACAAUCACCUCCUCCCUAUCAAUCAUCAUCAUCUCCACUCUCAACUUCCAGCAGUCUACAGAACAACUUCCUCGGCGAGAACUCAAACAUAACGCCCAUAACGCCUCAUUUGAUAACCUCAAGACUUCUCAAAAACGCGUAUUCCCGCGAUACAAGCACGAAAAAUGCGCACCCAAACAGUGAUCAUGAGGCAGAGCCUCGCGCACCAAAGAAGCCACGGAGGGAAAACAUGCAAGAGUUUAUCGGAUUGCCUACGAAUAAUAAGCAACUUUUCCGUUCGGCUGUGGCAUCUCCAACACCUCCCCUAUCUAGAAGAUGUCCAACCGUGAGACUGCCGGGACUUCGUGUUAUCGAUGCAGCCGACCCAUUCAACCAAAGUUUACCCCCAAGGGUCUUCGCGUCAUCAGAAGACAACCCCUACCAGGACUCAAGAGGACCAGAAAACGGGCUUAUUAACGACUCAUCCAACACAGAGGACAACAAAACAUCCCAAGCCGCUUCCGAUCCGGAAUAUCUCCCAGACAGCCCAUCACCACGAAGUCAACCGCGAGGCCAAACCCCCGAUUCCAGCAAAAACAUCACCUCAAGCAAAGAAGACAACAAGAAGUCCAAUCUACUCUGCGAAUUCUCCCUGCCCUGCAAAAUGGGUCCAUCGCCCGACGGUAUGCACUUCCGCAAAAUAGUCUCACACGUCUUCGGCCGCAACAAAGCUUCAACGAAGUUAUUCCCCGACGAUGUCUGGGUAUACUUCUGCCGAAAGCAUUACCAACGUGCACGUUACCGAGCAGACCAAUGGCCAUUUACACAGUGCGACCUUCUACAGGAGUCACUCUCACGGAUCGAAGAAUGGAACGGAGUUGAAAGCUUCGAGCUAACGCUCCGUCGUCGCGAAUCAAUGCGUGUCAACGAGGCAGACGGACACGCAACAAAUGGCAACAGGGAUAGCAAUGGUACUGGCAAAAACCACCGGGCGAGUGGAGCAGCACGAUCUGAAAAUUCUCGUGUUGGAACAAGCCGUAUGACGAACGCAGGCCGAAGACAUCCUACUGCAGUUAUUGCCCCUGUGCCCGAGUGGCUGCGCAAGUCUACCGGGCCAAACAAGUCAUUCACUGAGAUUCGUGCCAUAGUUGAUCGGAUCCGCGAGUAUCUGGCCGGCUUACGGGAUCAAGAACGAGCACAGGAGGCUCGACAAGAAGCUCGACAGGAGGCUGGGGAGACUACAUCUCGAAGUAGUAGAGGUUUUCGUAAAUUCAAAAAGGACAAAGAGAGCCAGCGACAUCAGAUUAGCCAGGUGAGGUUCCCAGAUGUGGAAAUCUUGCCGAGAUUCCGGGACUGGGUCAUCCAAGCAGGCUCCAAAAAACGGAACCAAACCGAGGACAAUGGCGAGGCUGAUGUGGUUGUGGAAAGAGAGGCUGAAGAUGACCAGGAUGAGAAAGAGGAAGAAGAGGAUGCUGGUCUAGUUGGCCGAACUGGACGAAAUCGAGGCCAAUCCGCUAGUCAAAGACGGCGUAACGAUCAACACUGGAGAAACAUGGUUGAACGAGUUUCCCCUCGUGGUACUAUUAGAAAGCCGCGGAAACACUAG